GCAUCCCUCCACCUUCCACCUGGUAAGUUUGCAGUGCUUUCGUUUGCAGCGUGUCCAGCUUGGUAGCCUGGUAGCCGAUGCUGCCUUCCGUUGCCGAGGUUCUUACCUGCUUUUGCAUGUCCCCGUUCGUUAAUCUUCACAGGCCAACAAUGUUCAACCGAGCAAUCCUCGCCUCGACCCGUACGCUCGUGCGCCCAACUUGCGCUAUCCGCGCUUCCGCUCGGAGGGCGACAGCGCCUGGAAUUUUGUCUCUCCGUGGAUAUGCAACACGAAAAUACACCCCAGAACACGAGUGGGUUAGCGUGGACAGCAACGGCAUCGGCACGGUUGGCAUCACCGAUUACGCCGCGAAGGCGCUCGGAGAGGUUGUCUUUGUCGAGAUUCCCGACGUUGGCACCAACGUGGAGAAGAAGGAGCAGCUGAGCGCUGUCGAGAGUGUGAAGGCGGCCAGUGAUGUCUACGCUCCCGUUUCCGGGGAGGUUGUCGAGGUGAACGAGGCGUUGAGCGACGACUCGGCGUUGAUCAACUCUAGUCCUUUCGAGAAAGGAUGGAUCGCAAAGAUCAAGUUGAGCGACAAGGCAGAGGUGGACGCCCUAAUGGACGAGUCUGCGUACGCUGAGCACUUGAAGGGAUCCGCAUAAGCGUGCAGAAAAUGAAGGCUGUACUAUACUCGACCGAAACGCCUUAGUCCUUCCUGUGUACGGCCGGCCCCUCCUGUCGUACGGAGAACGGUGUUGUAACUAGAAUCAUAUAAAUGUCACAUACAACGAUCACCCGACUCAAAGAAGCAU
This is a messenger RNA of Fimicolochytrium jonesii, 791 nucleotides long. RefSeq names its product glycine cleavage H-protein-domain-containing protein. NCBI's taxonomy places the organism in Eukaryota, Fungi, Chytridiomycota, Chytridiomycetes, Spizellomycetales, Powellomycetaceae. Gene Ontology annotation, cellular component: glycine cleavage complex; mitochondrion; cytoplasm. The coding region runs from base 78 to 641 and encodes 187 amino acids. Gene Ontology annotation, biological process: protein lipoylation; glycine decarboxylation via glycine cleavage system. The record is from RefSeq and is a predicted model, not a curated record. The transcript has 3 exons.